AGCGUGUGUUGUCAAAGGUGAACCGUGUCGGUGUGCAUAGAGGUGGAAUACAUUAUUUACCUUUUGCACUUUGGCCGACGACGAUCGCCGUUUCCCGUCGUUUCGCACUUUUUGUGGAUCAAUUUGAGCAGCAACGAUUUUAAGCAUUUUGGUACGCGUUCGUUACGUAAGCGCACUGGAACGAUGGCUGCCAAGGAACCGUCCCCGAUCGUGAAAUCGUACCUAAUUCUUUACAACGCUGCCCAAGUGCUUGGCUGGUGUUAUAUGCUAUAUCAGCUGAUAGCUUACUACACCAUCGACAAAGGCACGGAACAAACGCUCUGGGAGUGUCUCGGAUUUACCGUCAUUCUGUUCCAGAAUGCAGCACUACUUGAAAUUGUUCACGCUUUUACGCGUAUCGUGCCCAGCAAUCCCGUCAUCACCACGUUCCAGGUGCUGUCCCGCGUAAUGGUUGUGUGUGGCGUUGUGAUGGCAACGCCCACGGGGAAAGUUUCGCCCGGCCUUCCGCUAGCCAUCCUGGCCUGGUCGGUGACGGAGAUCAUCCGAUACGCGUACUACGCACUGAAUCUGAUCGAUGCCGUGCCGGGGCUGCUUAUCUUUCUGCGCUACACCACCUUCAUCGUGCUCUACCCAAGCGGAGUGACCGGUGAGCUGCUGUGCUUUUUCUGGGCCCAGUCGCACGUCGCGAAAACGAAACAGUGGAGCAUCGAAAUGCCCAACACGUACAACUUUACCUUCUCGUACCUGUACUUCCUGUGGGCAGUGAUGCUGCUCUACAUCCCACUGUUCCCUCAGCUGUACAUGCACAUGUUCGCCCAGCGCAAGAAGAUCCUCGGAUCGGGAUCGUCCGGUGCCGGCAAGCAGAAGAAAAAUUGACUAGAGGCAUUCGGCUUUCCGGCUUAAAGACGCCCACCAGUACAAACUGGUCGGAUCGACAAGCCAGCCUUGUUGGCAUCGCACGACGGCUAUUAAAUUAUGUUCCCCUUUUUCCCACUUCACCAUUGGGUUAGGCUUCCAUUCUAUUAUUUCUUUUGUUUCGCGCGGCAGGGAAUUCCACCAUAGACUGAUAAGUUAACGAUAGAUUUGGUGCAAAACGAAACUGUUAUUCGUUGAUUACUUUAAGCUUUAGUUUUUUUUAUUCUUUCAUUCCAUUUCCUGGUGAUUGUAAGGAACCGUAAGCACGUGUGCAAUUUUGGGCGUGGGUCGUUGAACGAACAAUAAAAAAUCGUACUAACUUAAA
This is a messenger RNA of Anopheles stephensi (Asian malaria mosquito), 1240 nucleotides long. It is a transcript of the gene Hacd1, whose product is annotated as very-long-chain (3R)-3-hydroxyacyl-CoA dehydratase hpo-8. The transcript has 3 exons. Gene Ontology annotation, molecular function: 3-hydroxyacyl-CoA dehydratase activity. Gene Ontology annotation, biological process: fatty acid elongation; sphingolipid biosynthetic process; very long-chain fatty acid biosynthetic process. The coding region runs from base 184 to 876 and encodes 230 amino acids. The record is from RefSeq and is a predicted model, not a curated record. Gene Ontology annotation, cellular component: endoplasmic reticulum membrane. Lineage: Eukaryota; Metazoa; Arthropoda; Insecta; Diptera; Culicidae.